Drosophila hydei is the source of this 1656-nucleotide messenger RNA. RefSeq names its product DEAD-box helicase Dbp80 (gene Dbp80). Gene Ontology annotation, biological process: poly(A)+ mRNA export from nucleus. Bases 118 to 1515 code for a protein of 465 amino acids. Gene Ontology annotation, molecular function: RNA helicase activity; ATP binding; RNA binding. Gene Ontology annotation, cellular component: cytoplasmic stress granule; nucleus. The transcript is spliced from 2 exons. NCBI's taxonomy places the organism in Eukaryota, Metazoa, Arthropoda, Insecta, Diptera, Drosophilidae. The record is from RefSeq and is a predicted model, not a curated record.
UUAUCGAUAUGUCUUAUAGCACACAUCUCUAUUGAAAACAGCUGCAUCAGACAUUGACUGUAUAUCCACACUUUUGUGUAUUUCAACUUUCAUAUAAAGAGGAGAAAAUAUUAAAAAAUGACCGACUGGGUUAAAAUUGCUGAAGACCAAGAGGUACCGAAAUUGAAAAUUGAUUUAAAUGCAGAUGUACCGGCUACGACAACAACAGGCAAUAAGGACAAUGAAGCCGAUGUUGCUGACCCAGCGGAAACGAGUCUACUUAUAAAGAUAUUGGGCAAGGGAUUGGUUAACACCAAGCAGUCGUUGGAUAUUCAACAAAAAAAUCCCAAUUCACCAUUGCAUUCUGUGAAAACAUUUGAGGCACUACAUCUCAAACCCGAACUACUGAAGGGUAUUUACGCCAUGGGCUUCAAUACGCCAUCGAAAAUUCAAGAAACCGCAUUGCCAACUCUGCUUGCCGAUCCACCGCAAAAUAUGAUAGCUCAAAGUCAAUCAGGCACUGGAAAAACCGCUGCAUUCGUCUUGGCAAUGCUCAGCCGCGUAAACGUUGCUCUGGACCAUCCUCAAGUUCUAUGCCUAUCGCCCACAUACGAACUUGCAAUUCAAACUGGAGAAGUUGCGGCACGUAUGGGUCAAUUUUGUCCCGAAAUUAAACUGAGAUUCGCAGUUCGUGGCGAAGAAGUUGAUAGGAACUCAAAGAUUACGGAACAUAUUUUAAUUGGCACGCCCGGUAAAAUGUUAGACUGGGGUCUCAAGAUGCGUCUGUUCGAUAUGAAAAAGAUACGAGUAUUCGUAUUAGACGAAGCAGAUGUUAUGAUUGCAACGCAAGGCCAUCACGAUCAAUGCAUUCGAAUUCAUAAAAUGCUCAAUUCGCAAUGCCAAAUGUUAUUCUUCUCGGCGACGUACGACAAGGAAGUUAUGGAUUUUGCACGCUUGAUUGUAUCGGAGCCAACAAUAAUUCGAUUGAUGCGCGAAGAAGAAUCUCUGGACAAUAUUAAGCAAUAUUAUGUUAAUUGCAAAAACGAAGAAGGCAAAUACAAUGCAAUUCAAAACAUUUAUGGUUGCAUCAGCAUAGGCCAAGCUAUCAUAUUUUGUCACACGCGCAAAACAGCUGCCUGGCUGGCAGCUAAAAUGACGGCUGAUGCACAUUCAGUUGCAGUUCUUUCUGGUGACUUGACCGUGGAACAGAGACUUGCUGUUUUGGACCGAUUUAGGUCUGGCCAGGAGAAGGUACUCAUUACUACGAAUGUUCUUUCGCGCGGCAUUGACAUCGAACAGGUGACAAUCGUUGUUAACUUCGAUCUGCCUGUUGAUCUUCGUGGCAAUGCCGAUUGUGAAACCUAUUUACAUCGAAUUGGUCGCACUGGUCGAUUCGGCAAGUCUGGCAUUGCUAUAAAUCUGAUCGAUGGGGAGAAAAGUAUGUCUGUCUGCCGUGCUAUCGAGAAACACUUUCAAAAAGAUAUCAUUUAUUUGAACACCGAUAAUGCAGAUGAUAUUGAAAAGAUUGGUAAUUAAAUCAUUGCAAUCAUUCCCCUCAUUUAGCAUUAAGCCAGCAACGUAUGUGAAACUUCUCUUGAAAUAAAAAUUAUCUCUGAAUAAUACAUUCAAGGCAUAUACAUUUUCAAACAUUUUUUAUCUACAUAUUCGAAAUAAAAA